AUGGUUGUGGUGGCACUGGUGUUGAAAAUCAUGAAUGCAAAAUCAGAUUUGGCAUGUUCACUGCUGGUGCUAUUUGUCAUACAUUCGGCUCUCUUCAUAUACAUGAGAUCUUUCCGACGAACAAUACUUGUUGAAUUCCCUUCUCUAGUCGUGGCUAUCGUUGUCAAAAUCGUUGCCCAGCUACUUAAAAUCGUUGUCAAAAUGGUGAGAGCACGAUCGCCUCCUAUCUACGUUUAUCGUGCAUCGGCAUCGCCCCCAGUAGAGCAACCGCCUCCAUCGUCCUCUUCUUACUCUGUUGAUGACGCCAUGAAGAGCAACCCAGUAGAGCAACCCCUUAAAAUGGGUGUAUUCAGUUACAGACAUCAAGAAGAACAGCAGCAGGAGGAGUGCGUUAUCUGCCUCGGUGAAUACCAGGAGGGGGAGGCUUUGGUGGCGCUGCCACGUUGUCAACACAAUUUCCACGUGGACUGCAUUCGAAGGUGGUUGAAGUGCAAGCUCAGAUGUCCCAUUUGCAAUGCAUGUCCGUUUCAAGAAUUGGGAUCCCAUGUUGUGCUUGCAGGAAAUAUGAGGGAGGGAAACAUAGGGAGCGAAGACAACGUGUAA
This is a messenger RNA of Cryptomeria japonica (Japanese cedar), 603 nucleotides long. Its product is annotated as RING-H2 finger protein ATL57. The coding region runs from base 1 to 603 and encodes 200 amino acids. NCBI's taxonomy places the organism in Eukaryota, Viridiplantae, Streptophyta, Pinopsida, Cupressales, Cupressaceae. The record is from RefSeq and is a predicted model, not a curated record. The transcript has a single exon.